Molecule: messenger RNA, 1798 nt
Organism: Annulohypoxylon maeteangense
Lineage: Eukaryota; Fungi; Ascomycota; Sordariomycetes; Xylariales; Hypoxylaceae
Product: RIO1-domain-containing protein
Exons: 2
Coding region: 142-1410 (422 amino acids)
Biological process (GO): protein phosphorylation; maturation of SSU-rRNA
Cellular component (GO): nucleus; cytosol; preribosome, small subunit precursor
Molecular function (GO): protein serine/threonine kinase activity; ATP binding
Source: RefSeq, a predicted model, not a curated record
CUUCGUUAAUAAGUGUGCGACCGACAAACACUAUUCUCCCGAUUCAGAUAUCUCGUCUCCCAGUUUAGUCAACAUCACCAGCAAGUCAGACUACAACCAGAUCCAUCAUACCACCUCGUAAACAACGAGGAACCCGCCGUCAUGAAGCUCGAUACGAAAGCCAUGCGGCAUCUCACAGCCGAGGAUUGGCGAGUCCUCACAGCCUGCGAAAUCGGCAGCCGCAACCACGAACUAAUCCCAACGCCCCUAAUCGAAUCCCUCUCCAAGCUUCGGGGCGGCGCAAGCCGCGUACACAAAUCAAUCUCAGCACUCGCCAAAGUCGGGCUCAUCGCGCGCGUCAAAGAAGCCAAGUACGACGGAUACCGCCUGACCUACGGCGGCGUCGACUACCUCGCGCUGCACACGUACGCCUCGCGCAAGGAGGUGUACAGCGUGGGGAACCGGAUCGGGGUGGGCAAGGAGAGCGAUAUCCUAGUAGUAGCGGACGAGACGGGGUCGCAGCGGGUCCUGAAGAUCCACCGACUGGGUCGGAUCUCCUUCCGCACCGUGAAGUCCAACCGGGACUACCUGCGCAAGCGGCAGGGCGGCAGUUGGAUGUACCUUUCACGACUAGCUGCCGAGAAGGAGUACGCAUUCAUGUGCGCGCUGCGGGAGGAAGGGUUUCCCGUUCCGAAGCCGUUGUCGCAGAGCCGGCACACCGUGCUCAUGGAGCUCAUCGACGCCUUCCCCCUCCGCCAAGUCUCGCAGAUCCCGGACCCCGCCGCCCUAUACGCCGAGUUAAUAUCCCUAAUCCUACGCCUAGCGCGGCACGGGUUGAUUCACGGUGACUUCAACGAAUUCAACAUCCUAAUCAAGGAGGAAUCAGAAAAGCCGGAACCCUCCGCCAAGGGCAAGGAAGUAGAGAAGGGGCCAGCGGAGGAGCAGCAAGAGAAGGAAAAGUCCACUGUGAUACCUAUCUUAAUCGAUUUUCCCCAGAUGGUAUCCAUGGACCACCAGAAUGCCGAAAUGUACUUUGAUCGCGACGUCAACUGUGUCAAGAGGUUCUUCGAGCGGCGCUUCCACUUCGUCGGCACACAGCCAGGGCCGUUCUUUAAAGAUGCCAAGAAGACGGUAGGAAAAGACGGGGCCAAGAGGCUCGAUGCUGCGGUCGAGGCAUCAGGCUUUUCAAAGAAGGCACUUAAGGACUUAGAGGCCGCCAUCAGGGAACAACAAGCGACGAGGGAACAGGCCGGUUCGGGAGGAGAAUACGACGCUUCAUCAACGAGUGAAGACGAGAAUGAAGAUGAAGACGAAGACGAAAACGACGAUGAAGAUACAGAAGCAGACGAGUCGAAUACUGUGGGUGAUGAUCAAGGAGCCAACGCCUCUAUAAUAGGCUUGAGUAAACUUUCAAUUGGAAAUGAGACGUGAUCACCGAAUAGCCACUUAAGAUGAGCUCAAUUGAUACCCCAUUCACACAAUGCCGUAUUUCAUAAAUAACGAUGUGCAUAGGUGUCAACCGCAUGCUCUAUCAUGCUGCCACACGUGUUCACUAAUCCUACCUACGAUCACAAACAGAAAAUUACUGUAAAAACAUUUUAGACACCAUGAUCUCAUAUUGAUGUCUCCCUAACUAACUGCAUUCGCCAAUUCUCUGCUGUGGGAUGGAAGAUUAAUGACGUAUGGGUAAAAAUGAGAAGGUAAAACUUGCCACAACCUGCCGUUGAUACACUUUUCCUUGUAUCGUACACUAUUAAGCGUUCUGAUGAUCGGGUGCGACAUACCAACUCGACUUUAGAAGUCAGAAAAAAGAAAGGGG